This is a messenger RNA of Trifolium pratense (red clover), 2139 nucleotides long. RefSeq names its product cytochrome P450 CYP82D47-like. Bases 50 to 1642 code for a protein of 530 amino acids. Gene Ontology annotation, biological process: defense response to other organism. The transcript is spliced from 2 exons. The record is from RefSeq and is a predicted model, not a curated record. Gene Ontology annotation, molecular function: oxidoreductase activity, acting on paired donors, with incorporation or reduction of molecular oxygen; iron ion binding; monooxygenase activity. Lineage: Eukaryota; Viridiplantae; Streptophyta; Magnoliopsida; Fabales; Fabaceae.
ACAUCACAUUACAGCACUACUAGCUUUAUUUCUAACGCCAACCAAGAAUAUGAUGAAUAAUAAUUUGCUCUCACAGUCAACCCUGCCAUUUACCAUAUGUGCUACAUUGUUGUUUCUCUCCGUUCUUUAUAGGAUACGCAGAAGCAACAAUAGUACUAGUGUAGCUUCAAAGACACUCCCACCAUCACCACCAGAAAUCGGCGGUGCUUGGCCUUUAAUCGGACACCUCCACCUUUUAAGCGGCUCCCAACCACCUCACGUCAUCUUAGGGAAGUUAGCCGACAAAUACGGACCUAUCUUCACCUUACGUUUAGGUGUUCAUCGAACUUUAGUUAUAAGCAGUUACGAAAUGGCAAAACAGUGUUUCACUGUAAACGACAAAGCAUUUGCUUCCCGUCCUAAAUCUGUAGCCUUUGAAAUUCUAGGCUAUAAUAUUUCCAUGUUUGGUUUUAGCCCCUAUGGUUCCUAUUGGCGCACCAUGCGCAAGAUCGCCACUGUCCACGUCUUCUCCCCCCAACGAAUAGAGAUAUUGCUCAAACACGUGAUGGAAUCUGAGGUGAAAACAGCAAUAAAAAAUAGUUACAAUUUUUGGCAAACGAUGAAGAACGAGGGUAAUCCUGAAAAGGCAAUUACAGAUAUGAAAAAAUGGUUUGGGGACAUAGCUAUAAAUGUUAUGUUUAGAACGGUUAUGGGAAAACGUUUUGACGGUGAUGAAGAAGAAAAUCAACGGAUUAGAAAAGCACUUAGGUCCUUGUUCGAUCUCACCGGUUCAUUUGUUAUAUGUGACACGUUGCCGUAUUUGAGAUGGUUGGAUUUGGAUGGAAAAGAGAAGGAAAUGAAGAAAACGGCAAAAGAGUUGGAUGAUUUUGUUAGUGUUUUGCUCGAUCAACACAAACGUAAUAGGAAUUCUAGCGGCGAACUCGACUUCAUGGAUGUUCUCCUUUCCACCAUUGAUGGUCAAGAUUUGGACGGUCGUGAUUCCGACACUGUAAUCAAAGCUACUUGUCUAGCACUAAUUCUAGCGGGCAAUGACACAACAUCGGGAACAUUGACUUGGGCACUCUCUUUACUCCUCAACAACCGUGAAGUCCUAAACAAGGCAAUUCAAGAAUUAGAUACACAAAUUGGCAUGGAAAAUAUGGCAAUAGAAACAGAUUUGACAAAGUUGAAUUAUCUCCAAGCUAUUAUCAAGGAAACAUUGCGUUUGUAUCCGGCCUCACCACUCAAUGUUCCUCAUCAGUCCAUUGAAGAUUGUAUUGUUGGUGGAUACCAUGUGCCGGCUGGGACGCGUCUUUUAACCAACGUUUCAAAACUUCAACGAGAUCCAACAUUAUACUUGAAUCCGUUAGAGUUUCGACCAGAGAGAUUUCUCACAACUCACAAGAAUGUUGAUGUCAAGGGUCAACAUUUUGAAUUGAUUCCAUUUGGUUCGGGUAGAAGAAUGUGCCCCGGAAUUUCAUUUGGUCUUCAACUUAUGCAAAUAACACUCGCUACUUUGUUGCAUGGAUUUGAUAUAGUGACUCCAACUGAAGGACCAAUUGAUAUGGUUGAACAAAAUGGCCUCACUACUAUCAAAGCAUCUCCGGUUGAAGUCAUUCUCACUCCACGUUUGUCUACACAAGUUUUUAGUCAAAAUCCAUGAUCGUGCAUAUUGUGAUUCUACUAAAUUCACCAUUAGAUCAUUUAGUUUGCACCAAAAGGACAUUUGGCUUUAUUUAAUUAUGCAUUACUGUAUCUUGGAGAUUGGUUGUCCUCGUUUCUAGUAUUUUUUUUAGGUGUUCUUUGUUUGUUGGCUUUGGGAGUACUAGUGUUGUGUGAUGUUGGAGGGUGGCUGUGUGUGCCCUUUGUUUGGGCAAGUGUAAACUACUAUGUUUAGUUUGAUGGUAAGGGGUUUAGAUAUUAUAUUAGAGGUUUUGAAUUCAAUCCUCAGCUCCAUUGCAGAAAAAAAAAAUCUGUAAUCAAUGAAUAAAAGAAAGAUUUGUGUUUGAGGAGUGCUAGCAACACACUCUUUAACAAACACACUCUAACACACUUUCUUCUAUUGGUUAAAAUUUAUAUGGGUCCCAUAAAAAUUAUAUGGGUCCACAUUUUUUUAUGGGACCCAUGUGAAUUUCAACCAAUAAAAGAGAGUGUGUUGAA